Molecule: messenger RNA, 798 nt
Organism: Cajanus cajan (pigeon pea)
Lineage: Eukaryota; Viridiplantae; Streptophyta; Magnoliopsida; Fabales; Fabaceae
Source: RefSeq, a predicted model, not a curated record
AUGAAUAAGGAAUCGUUAAUAGCUGAAAAUGGAAGCUUUGAUGGGUCAUCGUGGAAUUGGGCCUUGGUUUGGCGUCGACCUUUAUUAUUGCAAAGGGAAAUUGAUCUUGCUCAUGAACUACAGGCGAUGAUUGAGCUUGUCCAACCUAAGGUGCACAUGGAGGAUUUGUGGUUAUGGAAGUGUGACUCAUCGAAAGCAUUCACAGUGCGGUCGGCAUAUGAUUUUGUGUACUCUUUCUAUAAUAUAGGUGAGGUGGUGGAUGAGGUUGUAAUGCUGGCAUUGCGGCGUAUAUGGAAAACCAAGGCACCGCGUAAGAGUAUGGUUUUUGCUUGGCAAUUAUUACUCCGGUCAUUGCCUGUGCGUCAAGCUUUAGUGCGGCGGGGAGUGUUGCUUAUUCACGAGGAUUGUGUGUUUUGUAAUAACAGGGAGGAGGAUGUGACACACUUGUUUCUACAUUGUGAUGUUGCUAGCUCAGUUUGGUAUUCAUUAUGUCGGUGGUUGGGUUUUUCAUCAUGUUUAUCAGAUUCUGUGGAAGGCCAAUUGUUGACUAUGAGUGGUUUUGUUGCUGGGAAAAAACCUGCUCGUGUUGUUGUGACUAUUUGGGUUGCAACUGUGUGGAGUUUGUGGCUACACCGAAAUAAAAUAGUGUUCAAUAAUGGAGUGUGUGAUGUACUUGAAGUAGUUGAAUCUGUUAAAUAUAGAUCAUGGAAGUGGUUAACAGCAGGGAUGAAUCAUGGAAACAUUCCAUUUGUAAAUUGGCUUAAUGAGCCAUACCAUUAUUUUUCAAGUUUCUUGUAA